GAGAUUUUUAGUUGCAUUCCGACGCUUAGUUGUCCUGUGGUCUCACCUGCACUGCCGGUGGACAGGCUCGCUGCAAUCAUAAUGCAUCCGAAUAAGUGCUUACCUGAACUGAUGGCCGAGAAAAACAGCCUGGACCCUUCUUUUGUUCACGCGGUUCGGCUUCUAGCGGAGGAGAUUGGGAAGUAUGAAGGUGAUGAACUGAUAAAAGAUAAUGACACGAAGAAAUACCUUGAUAUUAUCAGCAAUAAAAACAUCAAGCUCUCUGAAAGAGUUCUCAUCCCUAUCCAACAGUAUCCAAAGUUUAACUUUGUUGGGAAGCUGCUUGGACCACGGGGGAAUUCUAUGAAAAGAUUACAAGAGGAGACAGGAGUGAAGAUGUCCAUCCUCGGUAAAGGGUCCAUGAGGGAUAAAGAGAAGGAAGAAGAGCUGCGUAAAAGCGGGGAGGCCAAAUACGCCCACCUGAGUAAUGAUUUACAUGUGUUAAUUGAAGUCUUUGCUCCACCGGGAGAGGCCUAUUCCCGCAUGAGUCACGCCUUGGAGGAAAUUAAAAAAUUUCUUGUUCCGGACUACAAUGAUGAGAUCAGGCAAGAGCAGCUGCGAGAGUUAUCCUUGCUGAACGGAUCCGACGGGACGAGCAGAGGGAGGAGCAUACAAGGAAGGAGCCUACGGACAACUACCACAGCAUCUAUAAUGGGCCACAGAGGUGCAAGCAGAAGAGCAUUAGCACCUCGAGGGACAGCUGCAGCCACACACAGCAAACUUCCCACAACGGUUCUGACGAGGGACUUGCAAGCUCCGAGGGCCAGGGGGGCAGCAGCAAACGCCAGGAACAGGCCCCCACUGCUAGCAGUCACACAUGAAUCAUAUGAUGACUAUGGUUACGAAGAUGGUUAUGAUGCAGAAUAUGAAGAUGAGAGUUACGAAGCAUAUGAUGAAAACUACAGCACUCAGUCAAAGAGCAUUUCAGAAUAUUAUGAAUAUGGACAUGGAACCAGUGAUGAAUCGUACAACAGCUAUGAAGAAGAGUGGACAAGCCCCAGACCUGUUCUCAAAGCUCCAGCUUUACACUUGACAAGAGGAGGCUACAGAAAACAUCCGUAUGGUAGAUACUGAAGGUGCUCCAGAUUUGUGACCUCCACUACUCUUUUGAAAUCUUUUUUUUCAACUUUAUAAAAAAAAAUGUUGUAACAUUGCCUAUUCCAUCUUCAUAUUUUAAUAAAUAAUAAUAAAAAGACAUGAUUAAUAAUAAUAUUAUGUGUUAAAUAAAUUAUACACUAUUAAGUCUCUUUUUUUAACAUUAAACAUAAUCAUCCAUGUGCAAGAUGGUUGUUCUUUAAAGUAGCUCUUUAAACUAUUCCCUAUUGCAGCAAUUUCCAAAUUUUGACAGACUUGUUCUUACAGAGUAUGUAUGCCAUUCUGAGAGAUUGGUUUCCAUUUAUUGGCUUCAUUGGAGUUGUUAUUAAAGGUUCACAAGUAAAUCCCUACACUUUUCACCGAAUUAGAGUCAUGCAGUCAGUGUAUAAGUGGUGAUUUCAACCUCCUACGCUUUAGUAGGCUGUUGUUUUUGUUCUGCCCCUGUGUCAGCAUAAUUAAAAUGGUCAGAAACGUGAGUCAAAGAGCAAAACCUCAUCACAUUAGGCUUUUUUAUUUAGAGGCUGUGAAAAAUCCCAUUUUCUCCUUUCAUUUGUUCCAAGAGUGAUACAAAUAAAACAAGCAGUUGUGAAAAGAUAUAACACUGAAAGAUAAUUGAAGAUAUUGUUAUGUGAACUAAAGGUACUGGUAUCACCUGUUUCACUAGAACAUAAGGUGUUGCUCUCUUUUAUUAUGCCCUAAUGUUACUGUCCAAUUGGAAACAACUUCUGGGCUCACAUUCACAUUCAGUGAUAUUUAUGUAAGGAAAAUAAACUGUGUUUGCUCAAAAUAUUUCUAAAAGGCUUUCAUAACAUUUGAAGAAAACAUCAAAAACAGCCUGAUAAUGCAUGUCUGUGUCAAUAUGCUAGCUAUCUAUUUUGUAAUUACCUGACAAUAAACACUGCAGCUGCACCUCCACUUUCUGACCUCUUUAUUACUUUCUACUAGACUUUGUAAGUCAGCUAUAAUAUCCAUGCAGUGCGAGCGGCCAUCUGCUUUCAUGUUAUUGCUUUCAGGGUGAAAUUUUCCAAAUGGACAGUAACCAUGCAAUUCCAGAAAAGAAAGAAGUGAUCUGUGUAAACUGUUGCAGCUUUAACCACAGCAUCCCCACUUGAAAGUAGUAAACAGUGGAGUGUUUUGUUCCCACCAGUCUUAACUGAAAACAAGCAGAUUAAUUCUUUAGACCACAGCAAUUAUUUGACACAUAACUGAUUGUUGAACAAUUUGGCUGAAUCUAUCCAUCUGUUCUGAGACCUUUGCCUAUAUUUUCUAUUUGCAUGCCUGUUUCUUCUCCAUGCUUGUUUUUCUGUACAUGCUCCAUGUCCCGUUCUCCUUAUGCCAUCUGUAAGCUUCCUUAUUAUUUUAAAAUAAAUCAUCAAUCCACUCAUCCUAUGUUCCUGUCUGCUCUUGGGUCCCACUCCAAACCUCAACUUGACACAUUCCCUUUCAGUUGUAGGAAUUUUCAUUAUUUGUACUUAUCUAGCAGUUUAGGGAUGUACCUAAUUUGUCACAAACGUUUGCACUUUUACUUUAUCUUUGUUUUAUGAUUUAUUUGGUGAUAUCUAUUCUGUUUGAUUUUCUACACCUGUUGUUAGAUUUAAAUAAGUUUAGAAAAGUCAGAUAAUUUAAACAAUAAACUCUAUAAUUGACAUAAGUAGCAAUGCACAAAAUAUCCAAUCGCAGUAGUAAUUACAAUAUUACAACAAUGGAUGUCUUGAAUGCAGUAUUUGGAACACUAUACAAUUUUAAGUACCAUGCAGUGAAACUCCUCUCUCAUCAUAUAUUUCGCUAAGAUGAGCUUUCAAUAACCUUUAUUCCCUUAACCAAUAUAGAUCUUAGUUGCCAAGUUCAGGAAGCUCAGGGAGAGUCAUGGUGAUGCUAAUAGUGAAGAAAGAAAGAGAAAGAGAGUACAAAGUACAGGAGGUUAAUCAUAUUAGUCCUAAACUGAACUUUUUUUUACUAUCACUGUAUGACAUCAGUUGACACUGAUUCAUUUUACAGAAGCAAUAUGCCUAUAUAUGUCAUAUAAAAUGUAUUCGAGACUGCAAGACACUUUAUCAUAAAAAUAAAUAUUUUUAAUUCAUCAAAAAAUGUAAUACAUUGUAACAAGGAAUAUUUCCCCUUAUAUUGCAAAAAUGAUGUGAAAAUCAUUUGGCUUGACAAUGCCAAAUAAAAGGGCAAAGACUUUUCCAUUAUUAAUCAAACUGAAGAAUUUACCACAAGUUAACAUGUUUUCCAAUGUAAAAUAAGCUUUAUGGUGUGUCUAAGUAAAAUGUCCCACAUACUUUGUUUAGCUUUGUCUAAAUAAAACUAAAUUAUACAUUCUAUAAUUAUCAUCAUUCCUUUGACUCAUAUAUCAUCAAAACACUUUAAUGAAAGUUUGUUACAGUAAAAAAAAACAAAUUAAAACAAAUUUGGGGAAAAUGUGUCCCCUAAAGAAUAAAGCAGACAUGCAGCUUUCUUGUUCAUUUCAGUGGGUUUGUUUUAAAAAUGUUAUCACGGUAACAAACCAGCAGGUAACUACACGUUGCUUUUAAAAGACAUAAAGUGAAAGACUGCUUUAAAGCUUCAAAUGAAAACCAAUCUUUCAAGAAUCAAAGACCUGAAUGUAAAGUGUCCUAAUGAUCUAAACAUUUCUUUAAAAACUUGUUUAAUAUUGUGAGCUCUAAAUAUUUAAAUAACCAGGUCCCCCCUUGCAAUUUAAAGCAUUAGCCUACAGUAACUGAUAUGAGAGAUAAAAGUUACUCCUGGUUAUAUUGUGAUUUAUGGAGAACAUUGAAAAACACUUCCUAUUGUUGGAUCGAAAGCAUUCACCACAGUGUGUAAUCCAUAAAGUGUGCUAUGUUCUGUGUGUAUUCUGCAUUUGUACAUAAAGCAUUUAAUAAAAAUAAUUUAAACCUCAA
Girardinichthys multiradiatus is the source of this 4034-nucleotide messenger RNA. It is a transcript of the gene khdrbs2, whose product is annotated as KH domain containing, RNA binding, signal transduction associated 2. Bases 82 to 1113 code for a protein of 343 amino acids. Gene Ontology annotation, cellular component: nucleus. The transcript is spliced from 9 exons. Gene Ontology annotation, biological process: regulation of alternative mRNA splicing, via spliceosome. The record is from RefSeq and is a predicted model, not a curated record. Lineage: Eukaryota; Metazoa; Chordata; Actinopteri; Cyprinodontiformes; Goodeidae. Gene Ontology annotation, molecular function: poly(A) binding; mRNA binding.